AUGGCUAGAGUCCUCCACAACUUGAUCAUAUUUUUAAUAAGACUCGCAUUGCAGAUCAAAGUUGUGGGCUACUGGUCCUUGAUCUACGCCUAUUGUGGAGUGUGCACCGCCGUAGCGCUGCUUAAACUUUGGUGGAGCAUCGUUCUGCGGCCGACCACAGUUUUCCAGUGGGCAGUGCGCGAAACUCCCCCGGCUUGUUUGAAUGACACGUCCUUGGGCACGCAUUGUUAUGUUCGCAUCAAGGAAUCUGGACUUCGGUUCCAUUAUGUCGCGGCCGGAGAAAGAGGCAAGCCGCUCAUGCUCUUCCUCCAUGGCUUCCCUGAGUUCUGGUUCUCUUGGCGGUACCAGCUCAGAGAGUUUAAGAGUGAGUUUCGGGUGGUAGCCAUCGACAUGCGCGGCUAUGGAGAGUCCGACUUACCGCUGACCACUGAAAGCUACAGAUUUGAGCACUUGAUCACUGACGUCAAAGACAUAGUGGAGUACUUAGGCUAUAACAGAUGCUGCCUGGUGGGACAUGACUGGGGAGGGACCGUGGCCUGGCUCUUUGCGAUUUACUAUCCAGAGAUGGUCACCAAACUCAUCGUUCUCAACUGCCCACACCCCUCAGUGUUCGCAGAUUACGCCGUGAGACACCCGAGCCAGCUGCUCAAAUGCAGUCACUUCUUUUUCUUCCAGCUGCCGCGAUUCCCCGAGCUCAUGCUUUCCAUCAACGACUAUAAGGCAGUGAAGGCGCUGUUCACCAGCCGCAACACUGGCAUUGGGAGGAAGGGGCGCUGGUUGACUGUGGAGGAGAUGGAGGCCUAUCUGUACGCACUCUCCCAGCCUGGAGCUCUGACCGGAGCACUCAACUACUACAGGAAUGUCUUCAGCUCCCUCCCUCUGAGCCAUAACCACGUCAGGUCCCCGGUGUUGCUGCUGUGGGGGGAGCGUGACGCCUUUCUGGAGCAGGACAUGGCCGAAGCGUGUCGUGUUUACAUCAGGAACCACUUCAGACUCAACAUCAUCUCCGGAGCGAGCCACUGGCUGCAGCAAGACCAGCCGGACAUCGUCAACACGCUCAUAUGGACUUUCCUGAAAGAGGGAGAGGGCCGCAAAAGCUACAGGAACUAA
Messenger RNA from Boleophthalmus pectinirostris (great blue-spotted mudskipper), 1110 nucleotides. It is a transcript of the gene ephx4, whose product is annotated as epoxide hydrolase 4. Gene Ontology annotation, molecular function: hydrolase activity. Bases 1 to 1110 code for a protein of 369 amino acids. NCBI's taxonomy places the organism in Eukaryota, Metazoa, Chordata, Actinopteri, Gobiiformes, Gobiidae. The record is from RefSeq and is a predicted model, not a curated record. The transcript has 7 exons.